This is a messenger RNA of Mus caroli (Ryukyu mouse), 1765 nucleotides long. It is a transcript of the gene C3ar1, whose product is annotated as complement C3a receptor 1. Gene Ontology annotation, cellular component: plasma membrane. NCBI's taxonomy places the organism in Eukaryota, Metazoa, Chordata, Mammalia, Rodentia, Muridae. The record is from RefSeq and is a predicted model, not a curated record. Gene Ontology annotation, molecular function: complement component C5a receptor activity; complement component C3a receptor activity; G protein-coupled receptor activity. Gene Ontology annotation, biological process: chemotaxis; positive regulation of cytosolic calcium ion concentration; complement receptor mediated signaling pathway.
AGCAGUCAUGAUCCUGAGUUCCCUUUACCCAGGGAAAAGUCAGUGCUCAGCAGCUCGUCCAAUGCACUUCACUACUUCAUUUUGGCUGGACCAGACAGGAUUUGUUAGUGGCUUGCAGAUCAUCAGUCCUGGAGCCUUUGGAUUCCAUCUCACUGUGCUUGACUGAGCCAUGGAGUCUUUCACUGCUGACACCAAUUCAACUGACCUACACUCACGGCCUAUGUUUCAACCCCAAGACAUUGCCUCCAUGGUCAUUCUUGGUCUCACUUGUUUAUUGGGACUGCUAGGCAAUGGGCUGGUGCUAUGGGUAGCUGGCAUAAAGAUGAAGACGACCGUGAACACAGUCUGGUUCCUCCAUCUCACCCUGGCCGAUUUCCUCUGCUGCCUCUCCUUGCCCUUCUCCUUGGCUCACCUGAUUCUCCGAGGACACUGGCCCUAUGGCUUGUUCCUGUGCAAACUUAUUCCAUCCAUCAUUAUUCUCAACAUGUUUGCCAGUGUCUUCCUGCUUACUGCCAUUAGCCUGGACCGAUGUCUGAUAGUACAUAAGCCAAUCUGGUGCCAGAAUCAUCGAANCGUGAGAACAGCCUUCGCCAUCUGUGGAUGUGUCUGGGUGGUAGCCUUUGUGAUGUGUGUACCCGUAUUUGUAUACCGUGAUCUGUUCAUUAUGGACAAUCGCAGUAUAUGUAGAUAUAAUUUUGAUUCCUCCGGGUCAUAUGAUUAUUGGGACUACAUGUACAAACUAAGUCUACCAGAAAGCAAUUCUACUGAUAACUCCACUGCUCAGCUAACUGGACAUAUGAAUGACAGGUCAGCUCCUUCCUCUGUACAGGCAAGGGAUCACCUUUGGACAGUUACCACUGCCCUCCAGUCACAACCAUUCCUAACAGCUCCUGAAGACUCAUUCUCUCUAGAUUCAGCAAACCAACAACCCCAUUAUGGUGGAAAGCCUCCUAAUGUGCUCACAGCCGCCGUACCCAGCGGGUUUCCUGUUGAAGAUCAUAAAUCCAAUACACUGAACGCUGACGCUUUUCUCUCUGCUCACACAGAACUUUUCCCUACUGCUUCUAGUGGUCAUUUAUACCCCUAUGAUUUCCAGGGGGAUUAUGUUGACCAAUUCACGUAUAACAAUCAUGUGCCGACACCGCUGAUGACAAUAACCAUCACAAGGCUGGUGGUGGGCUUCCUGGUGCCGUUUUUCAUCAUGGUAAUUUGUUACAGCCUCAUCGUCUUCAGAAUGCGAAAAACCAACUUCACCAAGUCUCGGAACAAAACCUUUCGGGUGGCCAUAGCUGUGAUCACUGUCUUUUUUAUCUGCUGGACUCCAUACCAUCUUGUCGGAGUCUUGCUAUUAAUUACUGAUCCAGAAAGUUCCUUGGGGGAAGCUGUGAUGUCCUGGGACCACAUGUCCAUUGCUUUAGCAUCUGCCAAUAGUUGCUUCAACCCUUUCCUGUAUGCCCUCUUGGGGAAAGACUUUAGGAAGAAAGCAAGACAGUCCAUAAAGGGCAUUCUGGAAGCAGCCUUCAGCGAAGAGCUCACGCACUCUACCAGCUGUACUCAAGACAAAGCCUCUUCAAAAAGAAACAAUAUGAGUACAGAUGUGUGAAGAUGUGGCCCUGAGGACCUAAGCAGAAGUUCUCAGGUGAACACUGGUGAUGCAUGACAUGUGAGCAGGACACUUUAGACAAUCUGGCGACUCUCAGAGAAAGGUCUCUUAUUGACAUCAGCAUCAUUUGAAAACAUUAAAGAUGCAAAAUUUCAAGCCCCA